GCCCAGACCCGACUCCCGACGCCAGCGGACCCGAGAGCAGACCACACAUAUUGUAUCCUACUCAGUGGGACGGCGGGGGUCCAGCUGGGCUGCCUGGGGUGGAGUAGGGACACACGCGAGGGUGGGUGGGAGUGGUGGCUGGGGUGGUCUGGGGCCUGGGCGCCCCUAGAAGGGUCGGGCGAGUCAGGCUGCCCCGGGAAGGGUGGGGGUGGCUUCAAAGAAUCUUGGAGGCUGGGAAGGAAGUGGAGUAGGAACCUUUAUGUAGCCACCAGCGUCCUCAGCGUGCCGUUCCCAACGCCUUUGGACGCAGGAAUCGCUCUGGGUUCUCUGGCUCCAGAUGCUGAACCGCACUCGGGAGUGAUUGGGAAGGAGCUGACAGCGAGUGACAGCACCCUAGCCGUCCGCUGGACAGCAGAAGAUUCUCACCUCCUCCAGGUUUCUGUCAUCAGCUUCCUUGACCAGCUCUCCCUGGUUGUGCAGACCAUGCAGCGCUUUGGGCCCCCAGUGUCCCGCUGAGCCUAAGUGGCCAAGGAUGAAACCUUCUAUCCCCUCCUACACAGGGUGGCCUGCCCUAGGGCAAUAUGUCCCAAAGCAAUUGCACCCUAAGUGUGGGAGACCAAGGGUUUGGGGGGUCUCGCCCUUGGAUGCCAAGGGUCCCCUCAUUUUGUUUGGUGCUUAAAUGUGUGCUCUGCAGAAUAUAAAGCUGACCUACUA
This is a messenger RNA of Fukomys damarensis (Damara mole-rat), 714 nucleotides long. It is a transcript of the gene Lage3, whose product is annotated as L antigen family member 3. The transcript has 2 exons. Lineage: Eukaryota; Metazoa; Chordata; Mammalia; Rodentia; Bathyergidae. The record is from RefSeq and is a predicted model, not a curated record. The annotation marks the transcript as partial. Gene Ontology annotation, cellular component: EKC/KEOPS complex.